AUGGAUCCUUUGAACUACAUCUUUCAGAAGCCAAUGCCAACUGGCAGACUCGCGAAAUGGCAAAUCUUGCUCACUGAAUUUGACAUUAUAUAUGUCACUCGAAUUGCAAUGAAAACUCAAGCUCUGGCAGACCACUUGGUAGAGAAUCCAGUCGAUGGCGACUACGAACCACUGGAUACAUAUUUUCCAGAUGAAGAGAUUAACUCAGUUGAAGAAGUAGAUCCAGAUGAAAAUCAGGCCUGGCAAUUAUACUUUGAUGGAGCAAUCAACAAAAAAGGCACAGGGAUUGGGGCAAUUCUCAUAUCGCCCACAGGACAGCAUUACCCUGCAACAGCUCGACUUCGUUUCUUCUGUACAAAUAACACAACAGAGUAUGAAGCUUGCAUCAUGGGUCUAAAUAUGGCAAUAUAUUUGGGUGUGCAAGAAUUGAUUGUGUUGGGAGAUUCUGAUUUGCUUAUUAGGCAAGCUCAAGGCGAAUGGAAAACUCGAGACCUCAAGCUUCUUCCUACAAACAAUGUGUGGAAGAUCUUAGCAAAAGAUGCCUUGGCUACUUUGGUCUCAAUGCUUCCAUAUCCUGGAAACACUUGUAUUACUCCCUUGGAAAUUCAACUUCGGGACCAACAUGACUAUUGUAACACUGUGGAAGCAGAAUCAGAUGGUGAGCCGUGGUACCUAGACAUCAGGAAUUUCUUGCAAACAGGGAAAUGUCUGGCAAAUUCCAAUGGAAGCCAAAAAAGAACUAUUAGACGUCUGGCUAGUGGUUUCUUUUUGAGCGGGGAAAUUUUAUGUAAACGCACCCCAGAUCUGAACUUAUUGAGAUGUGUGGAUGUUGAAGAAGCCGAGAAGAUCAUGAAUGAAAUACAUACUGGGGUAUGUGGACAACACAUGAAUGGAUAUGUCCUUGCGAAAAAGAUACUCCGAGCAGGAUAUUACUGGCUUACCAUGGAAUGGGAUUGCUUUCGCUUUGUGAAAAAAAUUCAUCAAUGUCAAAUUCAUGGUGAUCUCAUUCAUUCACCUCCUUCAGAGUUGCACCCCAUGGCUACUCCUUGGCCCUUUGUUGCAUGGGGAAUGGAUGUCAUCGAACCAAUUGAGCCAAAAGCUUCUAAUGGACAUCAAUUUAUUUUGGUCGCAGUCGAUUACUUUACUAAAUGGGUAGAGGCAAUCACUUUCAAGGAGGUAUGUGAGCAGUUCAAAAUUGUGCAUCACAAUUUUACUCCAUACCGACCAAAGGCUAACGGAGCUGUGGAGGCAGCCAAUAAGAAUAUCAAAAAGGUUCUCAGGAAAAUGGUUCAAGGAUAUCACACAACAGUGCGCACCUCGAUUAGUGCAACUCCUUAUUUGCUAGUGUAUGGGACUGAGGCUGUGAUACCAGUGGAAGUUGAAAUUUCAUCUCUUCGAAUUAUUGUCGAGGCUGAAAUUGAAGAUAUUGAAUGGGUCAAAACCCGACCAGAACAGCUCACAUUAAUAGAUGAGAAGCGAUUGACGGCCGUCUGUUUUGGUCAGCUUUAUCAGCAAAGGAUAGCUCGUGCAUACAACAAAAAGGUGCGCCCUAGACACUUUGAAGUAGGUCAACUGGUCUUAAAGCGCAUUCUCCCGCACCAAGAAGAGGCCAAGGGAAAGUUUUCCUCAAAUUGGCAAGGUCCAUAUCUUAUCAAGGAGGUGUUGUCCAAAGGAGCCUUACACCUUACUGAUGUGGAGGAAAAAAUCGCAGGCAUAAUUGUUAAUGCGGACGCAGUCAAAAGAUACUACCUCUAA
This is a messenger RNA of Solanum stenotomum, 1755 nucleotides long. RefSeq lists its product as uncharacterized. Bases 1 to 1755 code for a protein of 584 amino acids. Gene Ontology annotation, molecular function: RNA-DNA hybrid ribonuclease activity; nucleic acid binding. The record is from RefSeq and is a predicted model, not a curated record. Lineage: Eukaryota; Viridiplantae; Streptophyta; Magnoliopsida; Solanales; Solanaceae. Gene Ontology annotation, biological process: DNA integration. The transcript has 4 exons.